UUUCUUAACGUACUAAUUCCGGAUAGAGUAGAAUACUAUAUUAAACUACCCCCUAGAUUAGACAAGCCAUCUAAACUCGGGUUCGAAUUAAUCCCUUCUAACCUCUAUCUCUUUCGCUAUAGAGAUAUAGGUAUACUGCUUAUCCUAUACAUUAACGACCUUCUUAUCGCCAUAAAAGAUAGCUCUACCGUUAACGGAAUUUGUAACUAUCUAAAGGAUAGAUAUAACCUUAAGGAGCUUGGUAAAGUCAAACGAUUCCUAGGACUAGAUAUCUUAUAG
Molecule: messenger RNA, 279 nt
Organism: Thermothelomyces thermophilus ATCC 42464
Lineage: Eukaryota; Fungi; Ascomycota; Sordariomycetes; Sordariales; Chaetomiaceae
Exons: 2
Source: RefSeq, a predicted model, not a curated record